UAAUCCACGCCACAGUCACCUUAACAAUCCACAUACAAGACCGUUCAUCUGUGAACGGAUUAUUCAAAUGAGUUCCUUACAUCUGGCAGAUGGUUCCGAGAAGCCAGCGGAAGUGGAAGGUCAGGCGCGGCUCUAUAGCAUGGUGUAUUGUCCCUUCGCUCAUAGAAUACGUCUCGUGCUGAGUCUGAAGCAGGUCCCACACGACAUUGUCAAUAUCAAUUUGCAGAGCAAACCGCAGUGGUUUCUUGAAAUUCAUCCGGAUGGCAAAGUACCAAUUUACAUAGAUUCAGAUGGUACAAUAAUAACAGAUUCUGUCGCAGUGGCAAACUAUAUAGAUGAGAAGUACCCUGAACCUCCUCUAUACAACGACGAGACAAAGAGUCGUGAUUUAGAGUUGUUAGAUCAUUUCUCUAAGAUUAUGGAUACUUUUGCAAAUUGCAUAUUUGGCAAAGACAAGAGACAGUUUGAAGAAAUUCUCACUGAGGUAACGGAUGAUUUACAAGAAUUUGAAGACGAGCUUAAUGUACGCAAGACAACCUUUUUCGGAGGGAGUAAUCCAAAUAUGUUAGACGUUCUAAUAUGGCCUUGGUUUGAGCGUGCAAAAGCUCUGACUAUACUUUACAAACAGCGUGCAAGUCUUGACAAGGAGAGAUUUCCUCGUAUUAUGGAAUGGGUAGAUGGAAUGAAAGAUCAGUCAUUCGUUCUAAAACAUAGAGGCUCGUAUGAAAAAUUUGCAAAAUUCGUAGAAGCUGUAAAAACAAGAAAUGUUGAUUAUGACAAUCUUUAA
Molecule: messenger RNA, 787 nt
Organism: Atta colombica
Lineage: Eukaryota; Metazoa; Arthropoda; Insecta; Hymenoptera; Formicidae
Product: glutathione S-transferase omega-1-like
Exons: 6
Coding region: 68-787 (239 amino acids)
Biological process (GO): glutathione metabolic process
Cellular component (GO): cytoplasm
Molecular function (GO): glutathione transferase activity; glutathione dehydrogenase (ascorbate) activity
Source: RefSeq, a predicted model, not a curated record